AAAAGUUAUGCAGAUAACAGGAGACGUGAUUUGGUGUUUGGGGUUGGAGACCAUGUAUUCCUUAAGGUGUCUCCUAUGAAAGGAGUAAUGAGGUUUGGUGUUCGUGGUAAAUUGAGUCCUAGAUUUGUUGGGCCAUUUGAGGUUUUAGAUCGAAUUGGUGAGGUAGCUUACAGACUUGCCCUACCACCUUCACUAGUUGGAGUUCAUAAUGUUUUUCAUGUCUCAAUGUUAAGGAAGUAUAUACCGGAUCCUAGUCAUGUGAUUGAUCAUGCACCGUUGCAGUUUAAGGAGGAUUUGACAUAUGAGGAACACCCUAUACGAAUUGCUGAUAGGAAGGAACAGGUUUUGAGGCGUCGAGUCAUUCACUAUGUUAAGGUUCAAUGGAGUAAUCACUCGGAAAGAGAAGCUACUUGGGAACUUGAGGAUGAAAUGAGACAAAAGUAUCCACAACUUUUUGAGACUCCAGGUAUGUCAAAUUUCGAGGACAAAAUUUCUUUUAAGUGGGGAAGAAUGUAAAAUCCAAAUUUUUAUGUGUAGAAUUAUUUUUGGAUAAAGUAGUAAUUAAAUUAAUUUAUAUGGGUCAUUUUAGUAACAUCAAGGAAUUAGUUAUGAGGUGGUUUUUUUUUUAAUUUUUAUUACUUAGAUGGUUAAGUUUGUAAUUUUGGGAGAUUGGGUUAUAGGCCCACUUGGGCUUUAGGUCUUGGAAACAUAUAAGCACAAACAAAU
Messenger RNA from Camellia sinensis, 726 nucleotides. The record is from RefSeq and is a predicted model, not a curated record. Lineage: Eukaryota; Viridiplantae; Streptophyta; Magnoliopsida; Ericales; Theaceae.